AUGAAUGGAAUUAUUUCUACAAUUUCAACUUUAUUUUCUGCUUCUGCAAUACGUGUUAAUAAACUUAAAUCUAUAAUUGAGUCGGAUGAAAAAAAUAAUAUAAAAAAAAACAAACUCAAGAAAUUAUGUGAGACUCGUUGGGUCGAGAGGCAUGAUGCAUUAAUUACAUUCAAAGAAUUGUUUUUGUACAUCAUAGAAGCUUUAGACGAAUAUGAAAAUAAUGGUAGUAAAUCAGAUUCAUCAAGUAAAGCAGCGAUGUAUGGUAGUGCUAUCAGAAAAAGCGAUUUUCUUGUUUCAUUAGAAGUAGCAGUUUUUAUUUUUUCUUAUACAUUAAAUUUAAUUCUUCAAAGUAAACAACAAGACUUAUCAAAAGCACUAAAUGAUGUUGUAACUGUACGAGCAUCUUUAGAAUCUAUUCGUAAAAAUGUUGAUAGUCAUUUCAAAAAUAUAUUUAGUGAAGUACUUAAGAUUGGUUCUAAAAUAGACGUCGAUAUUAAAAUACCUCGAGUUUGUGGCAAACAAAAUCAAAGAGCUAAUGUGAACGUUACAAAUCCGGAAAAUUAUUACAAAAUAACUAUAUUCAUUCCAUUUCUAGACCAAAUUAUAUGUGAAUUAAGGACUUGA
Messenger RNA from Macrosiphum euphorbiae (potato aphid), 624 nucleotides. The record is from the annotation of a GenBank genome assembly. NCBI's taxonomy places the organism in Eukaryota, Metazoa, Arthropoda, Insecta, Hemiptera, Aphididae.